Messenger RNA from Hemicordylus capensis (graceful crag lizard), 719 nucleotides. It is a transcript of the gene FIGLA, whose product is annotated as folliculogenesis specific bHLH transcription factor. The transcript is spliced from 4 exons. The record is from RefSeq and is a predicted model, not a curated record. Bases 105 to 719 code for a protein of 204 amino acids. Gene Ontology annotation, molecular function: protein dimerization activity; DNA-binding transcription factor activity, RNA polymerase II-specific; RNA polymerase II transcription regulatory region sequence-specific DNA binding. Gene Ontology annotation, biological process: regulation of transcription by RNA polymerase II; developmental process. NCBI's taxonomy places the organism in Eukaryota, Metazoa, Chordata, Lepidosauria, Squamata, Cordylidae.
CAAGGCAGCCCUGGAGGCAGCUGGGCUGCCCUGCUGUGCUCAGGUCCAGGGAGCUGGGCGAGAGGCCCCAGCAGGUUGGCCUGGCCUCUGUGAAGGAAGCAAGGAUGACUAAAGAACGCCAUGGGGCAGAAGCCCAGCAGUGGCCCCUCUUCCCGACCCCUCCGCCCGAAGUCCUGGGAGAUGUACUGGGUGAGCAAUUUGGCCCCCUGCCCUUUAUGGCGCCCAUCACCCGCAUGAAGAGGAAACCUGCUGGGCACUACUUCCCCACGGAGAACCGGGAGCAGGUGCUGGGGCGAAGACGGGCGGCCAACGCCAAAGAGAGAGAGAGGAUAAGGAACUUGAACAGUGGCUUUUCCAAGCUCAAGGCUCUCGUGCCACUGAUUCCCAAAGACCGGAAGCCUAGCAAGGUCGAUAUGCUGAAAGCAACAGCUGAAUACAUUCGCCUGCUACGCUUGAUUUUGGAAGAAACAGGAGGACUUCAGAAGCUGGAAGAUCCAGCCGGCCAUCCACCCCCUGGGCCUGCCUCAGUGCCAGAAACUCUAGAGAGGUGUCCGUUGAGAAAUACCCUCCCACAGAGCACCGACUGCUAUAUUAAGACCGAGACUGAUGUUGCAACCGUGUGGACAGAUGAGGUGGCGGAGGGGGCCCCUGUGUACGCCUGGGAGGAGACCGUCCUACCCGCCUACAUGGGGAUUGUCGAAUUUCACAAAAACGGAUAA